CCGGCUCUCUUGAGGGUUUCUUUCCCCGGAGUUCGACAAUAGGGAGGAGAGAAGAGGAGGAAAGGGUGCUUUCGCUUCAAGAAUGGCGGACGAUGAGUACAACGACAUGGACUUCGGGGGGUAUGAAGAUGAGCCUCCAGAACCUGAGAUGGAGGAAGGAACAGAAGUGGAGCCAGAAAACAACAAUGAAGAUGUUCCAGAUGAUGUCGUGGGUGCAGAAGGUGAAGAAAAGGAGCAACAACCUGUCGAACGGCCUCGGAAAACAUCAAAAUACAUGACAAAAUAUGAACGUGCUAGAAUCCUAGGCACACGAGCUUUGCAAAUUAGUAUGAAUGCACCAGUGAUGGUUGAGCUAGAGGGCGAGACUGAUCCUUUGGAGAUUGCAAUGAAGGAACUUCGAGAGCGUAAGAUACCAUUCACAAUCCGGCGGUAUCUGCCAGAUGGAAGUUAUGAGGACUGGGGAGUCGAUGAACUUAUAGUGGAAGACUCUUGGAAGAGGCAAGUUGGCGGGGACUGAGUUAUUGCCUUCAUCACUUUGUCAUUUAGAUGCUCUGAAAUUUGGACAUUUUCUGUCUCUGUGUGUUUUAUAUUUUCGUAUCAUCUAGUUUCUAGCGAUGCUUAGAGCUGUCAGCCUGUUACCCAAGCUUCCGUUGGUGUACUACCCUUGGACUUGCUGUUUAAUGGUUAAAUCAGGUGCAGUUUACUUGCUUCUGAACCA
Messenger RNA from Phoenix dactylifera (date palm), 718 nucleotides. RefSeq names its product DNA-directed RNA polymerases II, IV and V subunit 6A-like. Gene Ontology annotation, molecular function: DNA binding. Gene Ontology annotation, cellular component: RNA polymerase III complex; nucleus; RNA polymerase II, core complex. Lineage: Eukaryota; Viridiplantae; Streptophyta; Magnoliopsida; Arecales; Arecaceae. The record is from RefSeq and is a predicted model, not a curated record. Gene Ontology annotation, biological process: tRNA transcription by RNA polymerase III; transcription by RNA polymerase I; transcription by RNA polymerase II.